AUGUCUUAUAACGUCUUUCUCGUGGCUUACCUUGGAGCCCCUCGUAACCACCAUGGCUUGUUUAUCAAGACAGACCUUGCUUCCAAAUGUGGCAUACACCUUCACGUAAAAGGUGACAUUCAGAAUGGAAUGGAACUCGAGGAGAAAUCCACCAAUAAUCCCGAGACGUCGGCUAAUUUCGUUGAAAUAUCACCCCUUGGUUGGGUUGCCGCUGGAGACUUGGAUCCCAUGCGUCAUAUCUGCAUGAGCAUCCCUGCACCGAAGAAGCAGUUCAAUAGCUCGAAGCGACUUUACCCUAAGGAGCCACUACGGCGCUGUCAGGAGCGGACAAACGAAGCAAUCGACUCCUUGGCCAGGGAUGUUAGUUAUGAGUGGGCUACAGAUGGACAGUCUUCAAGUGUUGGACAGACCAAGAAGCGCAAGGGCAAGGGCAAGGGCAGGGGCAAGGCUUAG
Messenger RNA from Metarhizium brunneum ARSEF 3297, 453 nucleotides. RefSeq lists its product as uncharacterized. NCBI's taxonomy places the organism in Eukaryota, Fungi, Ascomycota, Sordariomycetes, Hypocreales, Clavicipitaceae. The record is from RefSeq and is a predicted model, not a curated record.